GGAAGUCCUGCCCAGGCCAUGUGAGCAGGUGUGUGUUUCUGACAGUUUAGGGAAGGUUAGGCGAUAAUCACUAUGAAAACCCUGGUCAACAUGGAAUCGUGGAACGCAAAUGGAACGCGGAAGUGAACCCGAACGUGGAGAGCAGGCCGUACGGAGAGCCAUGGAGGAGGCAUGGGAGCAGAAGAGACCCUGGUGGAAAAGCCUUGUUUCGUUUUUUCCUCAAAUUAGGUUCACUACCGCGGCAGCUCUGACUAUUUUGCUAUCUUCGGUGAUUUCAGGCCCGACCCUGCUGAGGGUGGUCAGAGGGGAAGAUGUGGGGGUCAGAUAUGAUUUGGAGGCCGGUGUGCUGGAGAGCUUCACAGUCUACAGGUUGAUCACAUAUAUAUAUUUCCACGAUGAUCUGCGAUCAUGGGGAUGCAGCUGCCUGACCAUUUGGUAUUUUGGUGCAGGUUUUGAGGAGAGCUUUGGCACUGUAAAGUUCUGCUUCCUCACACCUUUGUUUUCAGUGUGUGUGGGGACGCUGUAUCUGGCCAUUACAGCUACAGGUCUCAGCUUGCCUGUGGGUGAUGGCAGAGUUCAAGGAUUCACAGCUGUGGCCUUUUGCAUGGUGACUAUCUUCUGCACAAAGACCACACUUAGACGCAUCCCUGUUUUGGGGUUCAUGGUUCCCAUCAAAGUGCUGCCUGGGUUAUUUCUCUUCCCAGCCCUCUUCAUACCACAUGCUCCAGUCUUCAGCAACAUGUGUGGGAUCUUGGUCGGCGCUGUCUUUGGCCUGGGUGGCUGCUUUUGUUUGGACUUCCCAGAAUUCUUGAUGUGUCGAGUGGAACAGAUGCUGCCAUUUAGACUUCUGAAGCGCAUCCCGAUGUGUAAAUACAUACCUGCAUCUAUGGCUGAACGCAGUGCUUCCCAGACCCGGAAAAUAAACCCACCACCGGGAUCAUAUCCAGUACAGCAGUAUUACACUCCUCCCCAUGACUUACCCAAUACCUACUCUCCAUAUCAGAACAUGAAGCCUGUUGGAAAUUUGACACCAAGUUAUUUUCCUGCUACAUCCCUACCUACCCAAAUAGGCAUCACACCUGGACAAUUUCAUCAACCAGCACAAUUGUGCCCAGAAGGACACAGUCAUGCAGAUACUUGCACUCCUUCAAGUGCCAUUGUACAAACCGAAUUAAUUCAAGUUCAGACACGAUAAUGACACGAUAAUGUUUCGAUCAAUACAAAGAUAUAAAUUCUCUGUUCAAACAUCUAGAUAUUAUCUGAAGGAAAUUGGUGAGAUUACAGGUUUGGUAAACCUUUUUUUCAUUACAUGAAUAAUUUUUCUGAAAGGAUGACUGUUCUACGUAAACUGAGUGCUUUAAUGGGAAUGAAGCUCCCAAUAAUUUCCAGUUUAUUCACCGUAUUUGCCUUUUAUUCUUAUAGCAAGCAAAGAGGAUCUAUGACCUUGUCUUAAUACUUCUGAAAUAGUGGUUGUUAUGGUUAGUAUAUCAACCACUGGCAUCACACAUGUGUAAUGUCCAAAAGGAUUGUAAAUGGACCUUCUGUUCAAUUAAUAUCACACCAUAUCUUAGUUUCUCAGAGUAACUGGGAGGAACCUCCUGUGGGAAACUUCUCCUGCACUUUGCUUGUCAAUCAGUCCUUGGCAUACUUGAUCAUGCUUUUGACAUAUGAGGGUGGAUUACUUUUUUGUUUUGUUUGUUUAACCUUAGAUUUUUUUUAUAUUUUUUUUAUACACUUGCUAGCUAUUCUUGUACUGGGGCUCAAAUCUUAAAUUAUAUGCUACUAAACAAACCUGCAAGUUACUUGCAUUUCAACUGGAAGGGCUCAUGACACACUAGGGGUGAAUUUCUACUUGCCAGGGUUAAAUUAUCACUUUCCAAUUACUAGUGUGUGAAUUGACAUUUUUGAAUCCUGCUUGUAGCUCAAUGUACAGAUCCA
Molecule: messenger RNA, 1938 nt
Organism: Pelobates fuscus (common spadefoot toad)
Lineage: Eukaryota; Metazoa; Chordata; Amphibia; Anura; Pelobatidae
Gene: RHBDD2
Product: rhomboid domain containing 2
Exons: 4
Coding region: 110-1195 (361 amino acids)
Cellular component (GO): membrane
Molecular function (GO): serine-type endopeptidase activity
Source: RefSeq, a predicted model, not a curated record